ACCACUCCCCACCUUCUUUGACUCUUCUCAGCGGGAAGAGGGCUACUCCUGGUGGCAUGGUCUGUGGGAUGUUGUCGUCCUCUUGAAGUCUGACCAAUGCUCUCAUUGUUUUGGGCGGUUCCAGCGGCAGGGCGUCAUCGCCGUUGUCGGCCUCUUGCAGUUCCGCCAGUUGUCUCUGGUUCUCCAUUUGUUGUUGCCAGUAGGCUUGCAAUUGUUGCUGUUGUUGAUGGAGAACUUGUUCAUGCUGGUUGCAGAGUUGCUGCUGCCAUUGUAACUGAAGGUGGCGCUGUUGCAGCAGUUGUUCUUGCUGUUGUCGUUGGUGAUGUUGCUCCAACUGGGCCUGUAGCAGAAGUCGGAGGUGUUCUUGGAUGCUCGCCUAAUGCAUCUCGUGUUAAUGUUGCUGCUGCUGAGCCUGCCAGUGUACAUGCUGCAGCAUCUGUAUUUGCACUUGGUUUUGAUGUUCGUGUUGUUGUUGUUGCUGCUGCAAGUGUUGGCUGCAGUGCGCUUCUUGCGUCUGCUGCUGUAGCAGGAGGUUGUGCUGUUGCUGUUGUUGGUGUUGGUGCAACAGUUUUUGUUGAUUAUCACCCAAACGACAAGAACACGAAGUACUUGUUGACGAAUUACGAAGGAGGCGAGUCCAAAUCAGAUAUACAUCAUGGUCAUGCAUCAUGUGGAGAGGAAGGCUUGGAAGAUCCGCAGACAGACGAGCCCCAACCACCGCCUGUUGCAGCGCGGGCAGUUGUCGGCAUUGCAAACAUGCUUGCUGAUGCACUUGAUGAGGCUGUCGAGGGUGGAGGUGCAGCGGAUGGCGGAGGCGGUCAGGAAGGGCAAGGGUCGACAGCACGAACGACCACCUUGAGACAGACCACUGUGCGACGGUGGGUGGACAAUGCGGCGCAGAAGAAGCUGGACAUUGCGUGGGCAGAGGCCAUGUUCAGGAAGAAUCGGCCAGUGAUGAACUUCUUGGCGGCGGGGGACCAAGGGGCGGUGCUCGUGACAACGGUGGCAAUGAGUGGUAGGAAGAAGAAUGCAGUGGCAUUGGCGAAGUUGUGGGAGCAAAUAAUGAGGGAGAUUGGACUGCAACGCAUCAACGCGAUCUGCACCGACAACGCUGAAGUUAACAAGAAGGCGGCGCAGAUCCUAGAACGGUGUAAGGACAAGGACGUGGCCAGAACGGGGCACACUGUUGCAGUCUCCUUCUCAAGGAUUUGUCUCCUUCUCAAGGAUUUGGUCAACCUAUCAUGGAUCAAGGGCACAGUGAAAACCGCGAACACAAUCGUGAAGUUCAUCUGGAAUCAUCAUGCCACACACGACUUGAUGAUGAUUGUUGAUGACUCAUUGUCGUGGCUUCGUCUGACGGAAGUGCGGUUUGGAUCUGUGUAUCAAAUGCUCCAACGGCUAACAGACAGAAAGGAUGUUCUUGUCGAGAUGGUGGAUGGGAGGUCGGUUGGAAAGUGGAGAGCGUUGAGAUGGUCAGGGGAAAAGUUGCGCAGGAGAGCCGACCUUGUGUACUACACAGUGAGGUCCGAGGUAUGGUGGUCGCAGGUGAGGAAGAUUGUGGACAUCAUGAAACCGAUCUUCCAGUUGCUGAAGAGAAUGGACGCAGAUGGAACACCUCCCACCAAUCUUGUUGAGUACGAUGAUAUGAUUGGGCAGAAAUUGACAAACGUGGUGCUGAUGAAGAAGGCCCGAGAGGAUGUCAUGGAGAAGGUGCGUGAUCGCGUGCGAAUGGUGAGGCAGUCGGUUCAUGUAGCUGCAUUCGUUCUUGAUCCACGACGGAGGAAUGAACGCUGGCUCUUUUAUCAGAUCAAUGCAGUGAUGCAAAAUGCAAUGCGCUUCUUCCUGAGGCAGAUUGGGGGUGAGUGGAACAACAAGGCACAUUCUAACUUGUGGGGGGAACUGAUGGAGUUCCUGAAGCAGCCCGCGAGGGUUGUGACGGAGAAUGUGUGCAGGGAGCCCGGGAAAACUAUGAAGAAGCAGAAGGAUGAGCACAUGUGGGAACAACCGGCGGUGGACGAUGUGAAGAGGCUUAACCCUGCGACCUGGUGGGCAGCACAUGGCGGGGAUGUCCUAACCCUUCAAGCAAUUGCAAUCAAGGUCAUGGGGAUGUGGAGCACUGCGACCCCUGCUGAGCGCAACUAGGCAUCCAUGGACUUCGUCCACAAGAAGAGACGAAACAGUAUGUCCCUCGCAUCCCUCGAGAAGCUUGUCUACAUACA
Molecule: messenger RNA, 2219 nt
Organism: Chara braunii
Lineage: Eukaryota; Viridiplantae; Streptophyta; Charophyceae; Charales; Characeae
Source: the annotation of a GenBank genome assembly